UGCUUUCACAGAAUGAAUGCCCUGGACGAUGUCCCCUUCAAAGUGUCCAGGAGCUUUGUGAUGGCCCCUGAGCCCCUCCCUGGGCUGGAGACCAGCAUCCCAGCCUGCAGGGAGCUUCUGCUGGGCACUAUGCACGACUUCAGCCUGGAGAGACGCGCGCUGUGCUGGGUGGAGGCGACCUACCCUGGGCCUUGCGCGAGGUCUCCGGACGGCCCAGCCUUCGCCUCGGCCCCUCCCGCCUGGCUGCUGCUGCUCAGCCCUGCUGAGCCUGGAUCCCAGGAGCCCCCUAAGGAAGAGGAAAGGGAGGAUGCCCCAGCUGGCAGCAAUUGCCAGUUGAACCCCGGGGACCCCCUCUGCUUGGGGCCUGCACCCACUUGCGCCCCACUUCAGCUGCGGGGUCCAGAGCCCACUGCUGCGUCUGAAUCAGACCUUGGUGAGGCUGUCCCAGUGCCUCCUGCACCCCAUCUGCUGCCCCUGCCCUUCCUUACUGCCCUUCCUUCCCGCCUCCUUUCUUGGCAGUUUCUUGGCUACCUCGGGGCCUGUGAGCGCCUGCAACUGCAAGGGUAUGAUCAGGGCCUGGUGGAGGAGGCCAUGGAGAUGUCCCAGUUUUCUGAACGCCAGGCUGGGGAGUUUCUGCAUCUCUGGGAGCAGUUCAGCGACAUGGGCUUCCAGCAGGAUGACAUCCGGGAGGCGCUGCUGGUUCAUGGACCCUGCCGUGAGCAAGCCCUAGAGGAGCUGGUGGCCUGCACACCCUGACCACAGUGCCCCAGGAUGCCAGCUGGCAGCCACACCCUGUCACUACAUUGUCAAGUCCUAUAGGAAGAAUUCAGUGUGCCCUAGAAUGGACCCAAGGCAAGAGCUGGUCUAUCCCCCACUCUUCACACUCACACACCCCAGCCCCAAGCAAGAAG
Suncus etruscus (white-toothed pygmy shrew) is the source of this 911-nucleotide messenger RNA. It is a transcript of the gene UBAP1L, whose product is annotated as ubiquitin associated protein 1 like. The record is from RefSeq and is a predicted model, not a curated record. Gene Ontology annotation, molecular function: ubiquitin binding. Gene Ontology annotation, biological process: ubiquitin-dependent protein catabolic process via the multivesicular body sorting pathway. NCBI's taxonomy places the organism in Eukaryota, Metazoa, Chordata, Mammalia, Eulipotyphla, Soricidae. Gene Ontology annotation, cellular component: ESCRT I complex. Bases 13 to 756 code for a protein of 247 amino acids. The transcript is spliced from 4 exons.